Molecule: messenger RNA, 2859 nt
Organism: Girardinichthys multiradiatus
Lineage: Eukaryota; Metazoa; Chordata; Actinopteri; Cyprinodontiformes; Goodeidae
Product: phospholipase ABHD3-like
Exons: 9
Coding region: 380-1621 (413 amino acids)
Biological process (GO): medium-chain fatty acid catabolic process; medium-chain fatty acid biosynthetic process
Molecular function (GO): monoacylglycerol lipase activity; acetylesterase activity
Source: RefSeq, a predicted model, not a curated record
GCUAAAGCACAUUCUAGGUUUAUUGUUGAUAGAAGAAGUGCAGAAGGCGGGUCCCAGCGCCAUAGCUGGCGGGUCCUACAGACACGGACUCUGGUUGGUUCAAACUCACACAUGAUCUUCGGUCGUGAGCUGAGAGCCCGGAAGCGGUAGUUCCCGGAGAACAUACCGGUAAAGUCCCGCAGGUGGAUUACACUGCUGCCGCAUCUGAUGAACCUUGUCUUGUCGGGGUAAAGGAGAAUCUGGAAGCGGCUUUUGAUCGGUAACUGGUGGGGAUGAAGGCAGGUUUCCGGAGGUUGUUUUAAUAAUUUUCUAACUGUCAGGUCCGCUGUCGGCGCUGCGGGUUUAGGUUUGUGCUGGAGGAAAGCCAUAGGUCACGGGCAUGUAUUUGUCCAGCGUGGAGCUGUGGAGAACAUACUGGGAGUGUGUUUCCAGGCCAUACACGGUGUUCAUCUGCUCCUUCACAGCCGCUCUGUACUAUCUGUGGGGCCGCAAGUGUCAGACCCCUGCCUUGAUAUGCAGUGAAGCUUUUAGUGCAUUCCUGCAUAAGCACUGUCCUGUGGUAGCUGAGCGCUUCUGUCCCACUCCCUGGUGCUGGGGAGGACGACUGCAGACUCUGGUCUGUGCGUUCCUUAAAUCCAGACCCCUCGUCUCUUAUCGCAAUGAGUUGAUUCGUACGGUUGAUGGAGGUCAGAUCUCCUUGGACUGGGUGGACAAUCAUAUCAGCGAGACCUACCCUGAAUCUUGUACACGUCCUACUGUGCUCAUCCUCCCAGGUCUGACGGGGAACAGCCAGCAGUCCUACGUGCUUCAUGCUGUUAGCCAGGCAACAAGACGAGGUUACAGAUGUGUGGUCUUCAACAACAGAGGAGUAGGAGGGGAAGAGCUGUUGACCCCAGUCACCUACUGUGCUGCUAAUACCUCAGAUUUGGAACGAGUUGUGCAGCAUGUGAAAGGUCUGUUUCCCCAGGCUCCUGUCCUGGGCGCUGGUGUAUCUCUUGGAGGUAUGAUAUUAUUGAACUACCUGGCCCGUAAGCGCACAGAAUCAGGAAUGGUGGCAGGCAUCACCAUCUCUGUCGCCUGGGAUGCGCUGAAGUCGUCCAACUCGAUGGAGGAGCCUCUCAACUGGCUUCUCUUCAACAAACACCUCACCCACGGCCUGCGGCAAAAAGUCACCAGGCACAGGAAGAUUCUUGAGAAAGUGGUGGAUGUCGACUAUGUCCUGAAGGCACGGACUAUCCGCGAGUUCGACGAGCGCUUCACUUCACAUCUGUUUGGUUACAAGACUUGUAUAGAUUACUACCGUGAUGCCAGCCCAGCCAAAAAGCUCCCCCAAACUAGUGUACCUAUCUUGUGUCUCAAUGCUGCUGAUGACCCAUUCUCUCCACAGAGUGCGAUCCCUGUCUCCAUAGUCCAGGCCCUGCCAAACGUUGCGCUGCUGCUGACUGCUCACGGUGGACACAUUGCCUUCUUGCAGGGCCUGUUUCCUCGCGGGGAGAGCUACAUGGAGUGCCUGUUUGGCCAGUUUGUCCAGGCAGUCUUUGAACAUCCGGGGGACAUCAAGAAAGCCUGUGGCGUCGACAAAGAUGAGCCAAAUAAAUACCAGAGUGACAGGGAAGAAUAAUCAGUCCGAGAUAGCAGGAAUCAGUAAAGCCUGAUUUUUAAAGGAGAGAAUAAAAAUCACUGAAAUGCAUUGCUUUUUGUCCUUGCAUGCUGUUAACCAUCCCCCCAAUUGUUUUGAAGGCACCACAGCCCUGCUGAUCUACCUCAGACGGGAGCAAAACAAGCUAAUUUAAAUGCUGAAAUCAUUGCAGGAAAGCCACUUUUCAAGUGUUUCAGUACGAAGUCCGGUAGCAUGUGAAAAGCUUAGAAGAAAUAUUUUUAAAUGUCUGGUUGUUGGAAUGUUAACUGCUUUCUAUUUCCUCCCAUAAAAAUCCGCCCCGGGUGCACAGCAUAGUAAUGGGUACAGAGAAAAAAAUCUAAUUGCCUAGGAAAAAAAAUGAAUGUUUAAAACUGAACUGCUAUACCUUCGUUACUUUGGCAAUAUAAAGAAAUGUGAUAUUGAUGCAUUGUUUUGUCAUGUUCUCCUUUGUCUCUCUUUAAAAUACCUUAAAGUAUUCACAUAUUAAAGCCCCAUAAUGUUCUGUGUGCCUGGUUGCAGUUCAGAGUAUGCCAACCUUAAAAGAGUGAACAGUGUAUAAGAUACACAUUCAACCUCUCUGUGCACUUAAAAUAUUAGCACCUUCUGUUAGGGGACAAUUUGAAGUGUCAUAAAGUUUUGUUUUGUUAUGAUUUGCCAUUUGUUUAUCAAUUUAUUGUUUAGUAAAACCGUGACAGAUGAAUGCUGUAUAUGAAGGAUUUUAGCCUGUAUAAAUCUGCUUGAUUGUUCCUAAAGGUGCUUGCAGGAUCUGUUUUUGAAUUUAUUAGCAGUGGCAGCACAGACAUGUUGAUUGUAUUGAUGGGAGCACUUAUUAUGAAUGGACCUUACUUGAAUGUUGUAAAAUAAGGUGGAAAUGAAGUUGGAGUCCACCAUUAUUUUAUAUCUUAUGUGACUCUUUGUGAGACGAGAUUUUAUGCAUCAUUUAUGAUCAGAAAUAAAUUAUUGCAGCUAAAAUUACUAAUUGUUGCCCUUUUAAAAUGUGUAUUUUGACAGCUUUUUGUACAUGUGUAAAACAUGUUUUUAGAUUUUAACCACCCUGUAAUUUGUAACUUGACAUUGUUGCCUUUGUUUUCACUUUUCAGUGAGCUAUAAACACAAUCAGAAUUUUUCUUGCUAUACAUGAGACACAUCCACAAAUAUAUAAACAAUUGGUUCUAUGUUAUGUAUUAAAUCUUGUAGAAACAAAUAAAGAAUCCAAAGAA